AGUUACGAGUGCAAAGCAAGCGUACAAGAACGACCAUAUGCCUCAAGACCGUCGAGGACACAGCAGCUGUCGAACCCGAAAUUAGUGCCAAAGCUCGCGAGCGACACGCCAAACAAUUUGCUUAACAGCAAGGGAGUGGCGGAUCAGCAGCUGGCUGACAUCAAUGCCGGACGGGCCAAACUCGUGGUGCCGCCCGAGGGACCUCGGUCGUCGACACCAGACUCCCCACGACGAACUUCAGAUUCAGAUUCAGUCUCAACCAUAUCGACGAACAGGUCCAGGUCCCUGUCGCGCAGCCGCUCGAGAGGACGAGGAGAGCGAAUCCCGACAAGU
This is a messenger RNA of Cladophialophora yegresii CBS 114405, 333 nucleotides long. RefSeq lists its product as uncharacterized. NCBI's taxonomy places the organism in Eukaryota, Fungi, Ascomycota, Eurotiomycetes, Chaetothyriales, Herpotrichiellaceae. The transcript has 2 exons. The record is from RefSeq and is a predicted model, not a curated record. The annotation marks the transcript as partial.